UUGGAAUGUCAACAUAAUACCAGCGUAUGUACGUAUGUUGCAUAGCAUUUUCGAGUGAUUUUGUAACAUCUCUCGCCAUCAUUGAAUUAUGUGCACGUAAUUUUUUGGUGUGACAAUUUGAUCGAGAUAAUUAGAAAUUGUAAGUUAGAAUUGGUUCUCUUGUGUUUUUCUACAAAUCGAUGAAAGUUCGAUAUGCCGGGAGGGUUCGAUUUCAGUCCGAAUUCUUCGAAAAGUGUUCAAGCUCAUCGUAAUGUGCAUGAUGAUGCUGAUGAUGAUGGUGAUGGUGAAGUGGGAACUAUUAUUCCCGAUCGAACCGGAAAGCAUAUCUUUUGUCGGCUAUGCCUAACUCAUUCAGGAAAGCUACGGGCACUUUUUCCACCGGAUUCUGCACCAGAUCCUUCAUUGUUAGCGCAGAUUUUCAACUGUGUGGAAGUCCAGAUAACUCUACCGUAUGAUAUCAAAUCGUUUAUCUGUGCCGACUGCAUUCAGCAAAUUUACUCAUUUGCCAAUUUUAAAGAGCUAUGUAAAAGUAACGAUCAGUUACUCAAGAGCCAAACCUUUACACAAGACUCGUACGAUGAAGAAUCGGAAGAUGAGAAAGCCAUACCUAAUUCAUCUGAUGUCGCCAUUAUUAAAAAGGAACUGGACAAUUCCUUUAUUACGGAUGUGUCGCUGUUAGAGAAAUUAUUAGAACAAGGAGUAGAGGUUGAAGCAAUAGGACAAACAAUCAACUCUAAUCCACAAUUUGAACAAACUAGCCCGGAAGACCGAGAAGCUGAACGAAAAGCUAAGAACGCAGCACGAAUGCGACGAUGGAGAAUGCGUCAACGACAGAAGCAAGAACAGCAACUGAUAGAAGCGCAGAAAAAUGUUCAUAAAAUCGAGCAAGAUGAUCAACCAUCAAUCAAUCACUCACAGUUGGAACAGGAAAAGGCUCUACGAUUACAACAGGCGCAAGACCUUUUUGCUCUUUUUGCCCAACAUCAGCUAAGGAAGGUAGAAGCUGAAAUUCACCGCUUUAAGGAAGAAUCCCAUAAUCAACAACUAUUGAAUGAACAACUGGAGUAUUCUUCAUUUACACCGGAACCACCGGAGGAAAACACAGUCAGUAGACAGAGUUCACCAACUUCGGAUAAGCACAUGACUUCCUUGCGGCGCUCGCGGGCGGAAUAUAUGCGUAAGUGGCGUGCCAAACGUCAAACGCAGCAAAAUACCGCAUCGUUCGGAUUUGUCGGGCGUCCACCUACUGUAUCACCACCGCAAAGUGAAUCGGAAAAACUUCUCGCUCAACGCUACAAUCGUGCUGAGUAUAUGCGCCGCUGGAGACGAGAACGACUCAGACAGGAACUUAGUCCUGAAGAAUUUGACGAGUGGUGCGUUAGAAGCGAACAACGACGUCGGUUUCGCGAGUGGCAAGUUGUUAAGGAAAGUGGAGCUUCUUCUACCGGAGAUGAUACAGUCGAUUGCGGGGAACGGGAUACCGAAAAAAGUUGCUCAUUGGAAGCGAUCCGGUUCGGUUCAAUACAGAGUUGACUGACUUUGAGCUACGAUCGCUAUGACAGGCACGCCUGAAACACUCCGCUCCUGAUUCCGACCGAUUUCGAUAACAACCGGAGUAACGGCAAAUAAGAAUGAAAGCAGCGCACAACACUCCUCUCUAACCGGUCGACCUACUGCAACAAUUCAGUAUUCAUGGAUUUUAUAUACUUGAUGAUUAAUAAUAAUCAUUAAUAACGUUAUUCUAAUUUGGUUAUGAUUUUAUAAGUACUUAUAAUGGUACGCAUAUUAUACGUACAAUGAAAUUAUUUUCGCGAAAUUUCUCAAUUCUGUCCUGUUUCAAAUGGGAAUUCCUCUCGUAUUGUAUAGAGAUGACUGCUUUUAAGUUACAUUAUUUCGGAUUACAGUACACAAGCUACGUUUAGUAUUUAAGCAUCAUAGUUAACAUUGAACAAAAGUUCAAAAUUGAAAUAUAACAAAUCAGUGACAAAUGCCCUUGAAUACGUGGAAGCUUAUUUGGCAGAUUAUUCAACAAGAGGAAUUUUUAUCUAUUGCUUUAUUACCUCGUGAACUACAAUAAAAAGUAACAAUAAUUGAUACUAUUAGCUAAAAGUUAGCUGUUUCAUUUCUCCGAAGAUUUUGUUUUUAUGUAUAUUCUAGUAGAUCGUUCCGGGGCUUUCAUUAAUUUUUUCACUUUUAUAAAAUUUCACGAUUUUUACCAAAUAUCCCGAUUAAACUAUGUAUGCAGGGAGUACGAAAGUAAAAAAUAAUAGAAAAAGACUAAGACUGUUAGGCAUUAGCUGAACCCCCCCUUUUCAUCCCUCAGGUGCCGGCACUUCUGACGGUGGGUCGCUGGCGUACUCGCGGUCUUCGGCCGUCUCGACCUGAAUCAUCUAUGACGAACAGAAUAUUGUGUUAGCAUUAAAUAAGAUACUUAUAUAAAAUGAUAGUGUGCUAUUUACUACCCUUUAUGACUAGAAGAUUCAAAAUAAGACGAUAAGUAAAUUAAACAACGUAUCCAAACAAUCGAUUGUUGGUACACGUACAAUGGACCGCAGUACCGCAAGCAUGGUGUAGUACUUACAAUGGAUCGCAAGCAUGGUGUAGACCAUACAAGCAGGUAACAAAGUUUAUGCGAAGGUCUACCAAAGUAACUCAAAAUGGAAAUGGGCUCCUGGGGUUAUCAUUGAAGCUAUCGGCGAAGUAAACAUUAAUGUUCUUCUGAUUGACUGGCAUGGGAUUUCAUUCUCCCAUCAGAUCACAUACAAAUCAAAUUAAGCAUCGCCAUUGUGAAGAAGACGAAUAUCAAAAAAAUCACUCAACAUUUUCGUCGAUGAGUUUGUGUUGGCCACUAACAUAGGAAGUGACGCUGUUUGUUGAGACAACCCUUGGAUUGCAAGGUACCUUGAUUCCAGUGCCUCAAGAACCUGAAGAAAACCCUGAAUCCAAAAACGAACCAAAUCCCGAUGAUUCAGUUCAGCCUGAUUUAGGAGCUUCUGGUUCCAAUCUGAACGAAACACCUCGGCAGCCACAGCCGAUUGUUCAGUCGGAUACUAAUCAGGAACCAAGUACAAGCCGACCGAAACGUAUGAUCCAGAUGCCAUCAAGACUUGAACCUUUUUGAUAUUGUGGAAAUAACGAAGGAGGAAUGUUGGCCAAUAACAUAGCAAGUGACGACAUUUGCUGUUUGUUGAGACAACCCUUGGAAUUGCCAUAGCUAACCCUAGCAACGGUAGCAACAAGGUAGAAACAGGAAUAUAUAAUUUUCACCUAGUACUUUGAAUUGGAUGAAUAAAGACACAUUUUUGGAAUGUAUG
Malaya genurostris is the source of this 3314-nucleotide messenger RNA. Its product is annotated as trichohyalin-like. The transcript has 2 exons. NCBI's taxonomy places the organism in Eukaryota, Metazoa, Arthropoda, Insecta, Diptera, Culicidae. Gene Ontology annotation, molecular function: zinc ion binding. The coding region runs from base 193 to 1533 and encodes 446 amino acids. The record is from RefSeq and is a predicted model, not a curated record. Gene Ontology annotation, cellular component: nucleus.